Messenger RNA from Naegleria gruberi, 7350 nucleotides. RefSeq lists its product as uncharacterized. Lineage: Eukaryota; Heterolobosea; Eutetramitea; Acrasida; Naegleriidae. The record is from RefSeq and is a predicted model, not a curated record. The transcript has a single exon. Bases 1 to 7350 code for a protein of 2449 amino acids.
AUGAGUUUCAACUCCUAUCAAAAGGAAACCCUUGUGAAGAAUACUGACACUACUCUUGAGGUACCUGCUGAUAUUGCUAAAAUUGAACCCUCUAGUUUGUGUGUGAUGGACAAUGGUGAUAUUAUAUUUGUUGAAAAGACAAUAUUAAAAAGGUUCAAAUCCAGCAGCAAAACUGUGGAAUUGUUUCUCGGUAAGGGAAGUAGAACUGAUGAUGGUGUUGAUUCUAAAAGUGUUGAUUCAACGAGUGCUUCAAUGAAUAAUGUUGUGAGUGUUUUUAAAUCACCUGCAACUGGUGAUUGUGUCUACAUGGAUCAAAAACGUGUGAGGAUGAUAUCAAAAACCACAAAUUUGGUAACUACAAUUGCUGGUUCACUCACAAGCACCAAUACGUCAGACGGUCAGUUUGCCACUAGUGCUAAAUUCUUUCCCAAAGCCUUUACUAUUGAUGAGUAUGGAAAUUUGUAUGUGGUAGAUUUUAAUGUUAGAAUUAGGAAAGUUUCUAACACUACCAAAAUGGUUUCAGCUUUUUCUGGAGCCACUGGAACAAGUGCUUCAACACUCCCAAUAGAUGGCUCACCUGCAAAUACUAAUCUAGGAAGCAUUAGCAGCCUACUUGCAAAAAAUGAUAUUGUUUACUUUACUGUGAGUAAUGCCAUUCUUAAAGUUGUUAAUGGUGCCUAUUAUACAGUUGCUGGAAGUUGGAUAGCAUGUACACCUAAUGCUACAUUUGAGGGCGAUGCUAAAUCUGCUUGUUUUGACCAGCCAAAACUAGUAACAAUUUCAGAUGGUGAAAUUCUCCUCACUGAUAACUCUCUUACCAUUAGGAAGAUUGACAGGAAUGGAGUUAUUAAAAUAGUUGCUGGAACAGGAAGUGAUAUAAUUGACAUUUCUAGACAAGAUCAAAUGUUUCAAAAUGUGACGUUUUUAUUGGCGGGAAUUUCAGUCGAAAAGAAAAAUAAUGAACUUGAAUAUUAUCUCUCAAUUGGAGGUGCCAUCUUUAAAGCAUUUGAAAAGUCAACCAUUUCUGCCAUUGUUAAAAAGAGUCUCAAUUUAUCAUACUCUUCUUAUGAUUAUGGAUUACAGUUUAAAUCAGCCAAAAAGAUUGCACAAGUAUUUAGAAAUGGUGAUAUUUUGAUUAUUGAUCCUGAUAAUCAAACUCUUUACAGAUUUUCCAGACAGACAGGUAUAUUAUCCCUUUUCACAAAACUGGACAUUACAGUGACUAUGUUAUUUGUGGAAGAUCUCAACUAUUCAUUCCUUUACAUGGCCAGCACUAUUACAAGUUGGAAAAUUUACAAGUUUUACCUCAAAACAAAAAGUUUAGAACUUAUUGCAGGAAAUGACACUGGAAUAUUUUAUAAAUUUGAUGGUCAAAAAGCUCUUGAAACCAGAAUAUAUGGCAUUGAUGACAUUAAAAUUCAUAAUCAUUUACUUUAUUACAGAGAUAUGAGUUUGAAUAGAAUUAUGGAAUUGAAUCCAAAUACUGGUGAAUUGAGAAGUUAUUUUGGUAAUGGUGAAGCUCAAGGAAAAGCUGUCGGUGGUAUUAAUGGACAUUUACUUGGUUCUGAAUUUAUUAGAGAGAGUGCAAGUCCUGGAAUAAUGACUUUUGAUUUGAAUGGUGUUCUAUAUAUCAGAAAUACCAAUAUUGUGGUCUAUAUUGAUAAGGAUAAAAAAUUAAGAAGAUUUAUAGGAAAGAAUGGAGUGAGUGGACUAAACCUUUAUUACCCUGUUCCAAUUGAAGAUGUUUUGAUAGGUGGAUCAUCAACCAUAAGGUUUCAUCCAACUAGUGGAAAUUGCUACCUUAAUAUUUACAACAGCACUUUUUCCAGCAUAUACCAAGUUUCAAACGGAAUGCUAACUGAAGAAAUUAGAGUACCUGUCUCAACUUCUGUUGAUUUUGCACUCACAUCGAAUGGAAGUAUUUACUACUUACAUGAUGGUCUCAAAGUAAGACACAAGGGAGCAGGAACCUCAGAAGUAUUAAUUAGUUUGGGUACCUAUAAUAGAAUAUGUCUUUCUGGUAAUGAUACAUUAAUUUUAAGUACAGUCAAUUCUCUUAUAUACAAGUAUAAUAUCAAUACUCGUGUACAAACAUCACUUUCACUGUACACUUGGAAAUAUAUCAGAACAAUUCAUUGUUCUAUGAAUAGUUCUGAUGUUUAUGUGAGUGAUUUCCCAGUGACCAAUCCAGUCACUUAUUCCAUUACAAAAAUUACAAAUUCAUACACCUCAGUGGUUUCAGUGAUUAAAUCACCAUAUCUUCCGUAUGAUAUUGAUUCGGUAGCAUCAAGUCCAAGUGGAGAGCUGUAUCUGCUUGCUACCAAUGCAGUUCUUUAUCAAUUAGAUUCCAAUACAACAUUGGAACCCAUUGGUGGUUUAAAGAUUAACACAACUUACUCGCUUCAACCAAUGAGUAGAUAUGCUUUAUGGUCGAUUGCUCCAAAUGGAGAUGUCUAUUUCAGAGAAUAUGAAGAUGAUAAUCCUUUGAGAAUAGCUUCUCCAAGUGCAAAUAUUGCUACAAUCAUUCCAGGAAAUGGAACGCUUUACAAUCCAACAACUUUGAAUGGUUAUAACAAUGUUUUUGGAGAAGAAUUUACCAAAGAUGGAUAUCUUUUCAUCAUGUCCAUGUUUAAUGGUGAAAAAAUACCUGAUGGAAAAACAUUAACCUAUUCUCCAUUUACAGGUCUAUAUUUCUAUUCUGAUUUUGACUAUAAAUUUGGCCAGACAACCAAAACAAGAGAUGGAGAUUAUCUAUAUUUAACCACAUCAUAUGGAAUUGAAAGAUUAUCUGUAGAUUGUGUGAGAGAUAGAUAUGGAUUUUGCUACCAAGAAGAUCCAUUUUGUUUUGGAAUUCAUUACAAUAACGUUUCAGCUUGUGGUGGUCAAGGAGUUUGUUUCGAUUACAAUUCAUGUGAAUGUGAAGAGGGAUAUUUUGGACAAGAUUGUUCACUCAGAUUAUGUUUUGGAACACUGAGUAAUGAAUCAGAAUUGGUUUGUAGUGGAAAUGGUAAAUGUAAUGAUACUGACACAUGUCAAUGCAAUGAUGGCUAUUUCUCUACUCAAUGUGAAAUUACUACUUGUUUUGGAAUACUAUCAAAUGAUACAAGUGUUUGCUCAUCACAUGGAAAUUGUUCGUCUUGGAAUAAUUGUUCCUGUUUAGAAGGCUAUUAUGGAAUUUAUUGUAAUGAAAGCAAGAGUUUCGGUAAUGAAAAUAAUACCAUUUCUAAUAACACUUUUCAAUCAAACGAAACCCAUAUUGAGAAUACUACGAUAUCCUCAAAUAGUACACUCAACUCUACCAUUUCAAAUUCAACUUUUGAAAUAACCAAUAGCUCACAAAUUGAAAACUCAACGUUACAAUCAAAUAAUUCAAAUUCAAAUAACGUUUCUGUUAUUAAUAAUACAACUGAACAAGGUACAAACAAUAGUUUAAUUUCGAAUGAAACUCUUAAUAAUAGCACAGAUAUAAGCAAUCAUUCAAUGGUCAAUGAUACUCUAGUUUCUAAUAGUACAUACCAUGGAACUAACUUUACACAAAUGAAUAAUGAUUCGACUGUGAGAAAUGACACAAAUAUCAACCUUCAUUCAAAUAGCACAAAUAACUCAAGUAUUUCAAAUAAUACAGUUUCUAAUUCCAAUACUACUGAAGGACGAAACUAUACUCAAUUUAAUGAUACAAUGAGAAAUGAAACCAUCUCUUCAAAUAUAACUACUAAAGAGACACUAAAUGAAACAAGAUUCGACAAUAUGGUGAAUAAUUCUAUAGUGAACAGCACAUUGAAUUCUAAUAACUCUCAAAUAUUGAAUGAUUCAACAGUUUCUAAUAACACAUCGAUGUUCGAAUGUUUUGGUAAAAUGUUCAAUAAUUCUUUGGUGUGUAAUGGGCAUGGUUCUUGCAUUUCACAGAAUUUAUGCAAAUGUCAUGAUUUAUAUUUUGGUGUGGAGUGUCAAAAUAAGUCUAUUGAUCCAAUUACCUGUUAUGGAAUUAACCAGUCCAAUGACAGUGUGUGCAAUAAUGGUGGCGUUUGUAUAUCGAAUGACACUUGUCAAUGCAAGACUGGUUAUUAUGGUACGAAAUGUUCUGUAUUUCUUUUAGCACAACCUAAUUUUAAUAAUUAUGGUAAUACUCUUGAAUUUCAUUUCAAAACUUCAAUUACUAUGAGUGAUCAUGUUGUGGAUUGUAAGAAAAUCAUAGUUACAGUUGAUAAUACCAUUUUUGGAGAGAAUCCAACAUGUUAUUGGAAGAACUCAAAUUUCUUUAUUGAACUCGGAGGUCAACACUCCAUUAGACAAAAUAUUACAAUUAAUGUGAAUGGUUUGGAUGAUUCUGAAAGUAGAACUCUUUAUUUAUCAUUGACUGUGAUUCCAUCUCUCAAUCCUGUGAAACCUGUUGCUGUAUUGUCAUACAAGAAAUUGAUUAGUAGUUGUGAGAUGAUUGAAAUUGAUGCUUCUCAAUCCUAUUGUGGUGAUUUGAAACCAUUAAAAUAUAUUUGGUCAAUUGAAUCAUCUGAUGAUCCUAAAUUGAGCUUUCAAAAUAUAAUUUACACUAAUGAGUUCAAUUCUUCCAUUCGUGUAGAUAAUGGAUCAUCUGGUGUUUAUAUCUUUGGAUUGAUUAUUCAAAGUUCAUUGAGUGGUGUAUCAAGUGAAAAGGAAUUUAUCACUAUCACCAAGUCAACUGUUCCAAGUCCAACAAUUUCAAUAAUUAACAGCAAAUUAUCGAAUGUAGAAUUGAAUAGUGUACCAAUUAUUAUCAAAAAGACCAUUGAAUUUCCAUCUUGCUAUUUUGGUAAUAAGGAAUUCACCUAUGUUUGGACCAAAAUCAGUGGAUCUUCAUUGAAUUAUGAAAUUGACUCUAAUAAUGAUCUUGUAAUUAAAGAAUUCCAAGAUGGUGCGGAUCAGAUUUAUUCAUUCCAACUUCAAGCUCAAUUCGACUCUCAUUCAAAUAGCUCAACUUCAAGUGUCACAAUAUCAACAAAAUCCAAAGAGCUUGAGUUGAAUAUUUUCACAUCAAGCUUGUCAACUUCAGAGGCAACGUUACAAGUUGAAUAUUCAGAUCCAGAUAACUUACAAUCAACAGAAGAAUGGACAUGGAAAUGCCUUGAUUCAAAGCAGGCUUGUCAAGAUGCUUCAAUUACUUCCUCUUUGGCUUUAUGUUCCAAGAAAAAAUCUGAAACUUGUACCAUUCAAAAGUCAACACUUUCAAAAUUCGAUAUUUCCUUAUUGAUUCAAAAAGGAUCAAGAUUUAUUGAAAAAAGUAUUGAGGUAACUUUCCCAUCUAGUGUGUCAAAUAUUCCUCCAGCGAUUAGUUUAGUAUCAGUUUAUCCAAAGAGGUUUAAGGUUACUAAAGAUGAAAUUUUGAGUUUACAACUUUCUGUAAUUUUAAAUGGUGAUGAAAAGAUAACUCUCGAAGAAAAUAUAUCAAGAGAAUGGACAAUGAACGAUAAAUCCAUUGAUGCAUCCAUGACAACCUUGAUGAAAUCUGACAUUUCAAAAACUUCUUCUCUAAUUUUAUCACUUUCUGAACUGCUUGAGGAUACUGAGUAUACACUCACACUCAAAGCAACGGAUAUUAUCAAUGGACUAGCUUCUUUAUAUUCCUAUUCUUUCAAAGUUGUAAAAUCUCCAAAAUCUUGCAAAUGUUCAAUAAGUCCAUCAUCAGGUUACGCUUUGGAAACUUCCUUCUCAUUUUCAUGUCCUAAUUGUCAGAAUGCAGAAGGCACAAUUGAUUUUGUCUUUGGAUUUAUUGACGACAAGUCAGGUGUCAAGAUUCCACUUUACAACUUGGGAGAGAAAUUUGCAACUUAUUUCCCAUCUCCAUAUACAGGUGAAACUUUAUCAACAUUUGUUUCAAUUGUUGACACUGACACUGGUGCAUCUGUUGAAAUUAAAAAGGAAGUUUUAAUUUUAACACCUGUAGCAAAGAGUGUCACAGAAACAAAAAAGAAAGUGACAUUAUGGCAGAAAUAUGCCUCAUCUGCAAGUGACAGUGCCAAAUUGGUGUUCAAUUCUGCAACAAUCUCCAGAACUGCAGAGUUGAUGUUAGCAAAAUUAAAUUCGAAACGAUCUGCACCAUGUUCUAAUCAUGGAGAAUACAAUUCAGAAAGUGGAAAAUGUGAAUGUGAUGAAGGGUAUACUUCUUUGAAUUGCUUGCUUACAGUUGAAGAUUACAAUGCUAUAUAUUCAUUGAGAGAAGAAAUGAUUGACAGAAUGAUUGUUGGUAUUAAUGAAAGAAAUCCUCUCGAGCUAUUGUGGGAUGUACAUUUAAAGAUUUUCAUCUUUGGAUUGGAAUCAAUUGCUGCAAGUUCAGAAAGUAUUUCUUCAUUACCAUUUGAGAAAAUGUUUAAUUUGACAGAAAAGUUAAUUUUCAUGGCAAAUCAAAACACAAAAUUAAGAACUUCUUAUGGAGUGGAUUAUUUAAUUAAUAGUCUUUUGAAUCAUUUUAUGAGAUUAUUAAGAAGAAUAGAAAAUAGUUACAGAACCAGAUUGAUUAAUUUGUUAAAAAUGACAAAUAAGAUUUUUAUGAGAAAUUAUUUUGUUGGACAAGUUGAUUAUUCAGUUAAUUUAUCAGAAUUCUCGAGUGUUGCAUCUCUGAAUUACAGAAAUCAACAUUCAAACAAGAUUAUAUCUCUGAGAAAUAACACGUAUUCUAUUCGAUUUGAUGAAAUAAUGGGUGAUGUUUCUAAUAGAAUAGUUUUAUCUACAUCAAUGUUUUCUAUUAGUGAUUGUUUUGGAAUUUCAAGUUUACUUUCUAAACAAUUUAUCAAACAAGUAAUUUAUUCAUUGAAAAAUAGAGAAGAAUCGUUUUCUAAACAGCUCAAUUUAAUGACCAAUGUGAUUGUAAUGGAUAAGAAGUAUGAAUCCAAUCAUCAAUUCAUUUUCAAUAUGCAGAAUUACAAUUUUACAAAUUUAAAUUUGGAAAAAGUCUCUCAUCAAGUAGAAUCGUUUGAAAAUAGGGAAAUUCAAACAAGGAACACUGUGAAUACCACUUUAGAAUGUACACCUCUUGAGAGCCUAUUUGACAUGUCAGUUUCCAACUGCUCAACCAGAAUCUCAUAUCCAAAUGUCAUUUGUGUUUGUCCCAACUCAGUUUCCUCAAUUGUUAUUCUUGAAAAGAUACUCACAAACACCUUGAUUCUAAAUAGCGAAGAUAUUAUGAAUCCAAUACUGCCAAUUUCAAACCAAUAUCAUUUAUAUGGCCUAUUUGGACUAUUCGGACUAUUGGUUGUAAUAUUAUUGAGCUGUUUGAGUAUAUGUCUUAUUAUAAUUGUUUGCAAAUUAAGGAAAAAGAAAACUAAAAAGAAUGAUAGUUGUUCAGCAUCAGAGAAACAAAUUGAAUUGAUAACAGUUUAA